Messenger RNA from Diuraphis noxia (Russian wheat aphid), 1429 nucleotides. RefSeq lists its product as uncharacterized. The record is from RefSeq and is a predicted model, not a curated record. NCBI's taxonomy places the organism in Eukaryota, Metazoa, Arthropoda, Insecta, Hemiptera, Aphididae.
AUUUAAUUUAAAGUGCUUAAAAAUUAUUUAAAACUUAAAAGUUUGACAUAAUAUUAUGGAAUCUAAGGCAUGUAGACAGAAAAAUGCUAUGAUUUCUUUAUCAAAGCCAAAAUAUAAAACAUCUUUACCAGAAAAACAGAAUACCUGGGGUAACCUAUUAAAUAAAAAAUCAGUUGGCACUAAUACAGUUAUAGCUUCCAAAAAUAAAACUAAAAAAUAUUCCUCUAUUCCUGAGAUGAAUACUAAAACAAUGACCAAGAGUGUACAGUGUAGUGAUUUACCUAUUGAAAAAGAACACAAAAGUUCUAAUUCACUUUCUGUGUUCAAUCCGAUCAGAACAUUACAAUUUCUACUAAAGGAAAUUAUGGAGUUCCCGAGUGUUAAAAAUGGAGAUAUUGCCAAAAUUGUUGAUGAAAUGCAAGUGGUUGUGGGAAGAAUUGCUGAUGAAUAUGCUGAAAAUUCGCCUAACCCUAAAAUAAAUAAUAUUCCAGUUAUGAAUUACAAUUCUAUGAUUCCAACUAGGGAUGAUGAUUAUUGUAAAGGUUUAAAAUAUGAUAACAGUUCUCAAGAAAAUGCAAAUUUGUCUGUACUGCUAGCAAAAAUAUCAGAACUUGAAAUUCAUUAUAGUCAGUUGACAAAAGAUAACACUAAAUCUAAAGAAAAACUACAGUGUGUGACAUCUGAAAGGGAUAAAUUACUUGAAAAAUAUAAAGAAUCAUGUGAUUCAUUGGAAAAGUUAAGUAACCAAAAGCGUGAAUAUUUAGAUACAAUAACAGAACUUAAAACCAAACUGUUAGCUUCAGAUAAAGUGAUUAAAAAUCAGGAAAUAAUCAUUACAAAUUUAAGUAAAAGAUUUAAUAAUUUACCAAAUAAAAACAAAGCUAAGGAGUAUGUGAAUGAAAAUAUUGGAACUGAACCACACAACACUUACCAAUCAAUACUAAAAGAAAAUAAUGAAUUCAAUAAAAUCACUAAAUCAAAUUUGGAUAAACUAGCUAUUACCAGUAAUCUUAGAGAUGAUGAAAUCUCUAAGCUUAGAUCAGAUAUAAAACAGAUGAAGCAAAUCGUAUUAACUGGAUUAGAAAAUAACGAUAUUAAAUCUGUGUCAAUGAUAUCACUAAAAUCAGAAGGUAACCCAAUAAAAGAUUUUCCCAAGCAUAGCAAAAAUAAUAAAAAUGAUGUAGAAAAUGAUAUUGAUACAAAAUAUACUGAAUAUAACAGAGAAGCAUCAGCUAUAAAACUAGCUAAGACAGAACUUCAACAGUUAUUUGAAACAAUUAAAAAACAAACUCAUCAUUCAAAAAAACUUUUCAAUUCUACUUUUGUAGAUAAUGAAAGAGUUUUAAGUGAUAUUUCUGAUGAUGAAGAAAACUCAAAUGUAUCAAACUUUAUGAGUGUAGUGACUCAUUCAAGUUGUUAAUUAUUUUAU